AAUUCAUGACUAUAUACAACUAAACGCACUUAUUAAAAAUAUGGAUGAAUUUUUAAACGAACAUCAGGCGGUUAAACUUAUUGUUAUUGAUUCAAUUGCAUUCCACUUUCGCACGGAAUUGGAGCUAUCAAUUCGGACACGAGUGCUUCAAAUGAUAGCACAAAAGCUGGAAGAUAUUGCAGAAUCAUUCGAAAUUGCAAUCGUUCUGAUGAAUCAAAUGACCACAAAAUUUGGCGGAAAUAGCGGGCCAGACAAUACAACAUUAGCACCAGCAUUAGGUGACAUCUUAAGUGAGGCAUGUUCGGAUCGCGUAUUACUUUUUUGCCGUGAGGAAGAAAGGUUUGCACAUUUAUUUAAGUCAGCAACGAAGCCUGAGCUGCAAGCCACAUCUGUACAAUAUCAAAUUAUU
This is a messenger RNA of Racocetra persica, 409 nucleotides long. Lineage: Eukaryota; Fungi; Glomeromycota; Glomeromycetes; Diversisporales; Gigasporaceae. The record is from the annotation of a GenBank genome assembly.